AUGGCAGAGAUGUUUUACUAUUUCAGAAGACAAACUGUAGAAAGAAGUGACAAAGUUGUGGAAGAGGGAGAAAAGAAAGAACUGCAGAAAGAGAAGGUAUCAGGAAACCUCUCUGGAGACGAUCAAGACAUCUCCUCAGGCUCCAUGGUGGCCAUGGUAGUUAGAAGUGAUCCAGAGAAGAGUAGAAGUGAAGAGAGCUCUGAGGAACAGUUCAUCUUGGCACCCGAGUUUGUCCCAGGACAUAUGGAACACUUGGAAGAUGCCCUCAUGUGUCCUGAACUGCCAACUGACUACAAGACUUAUGCCAGUGACUAUAACAGCAGUGAUGACAGUGAGGGUGACCAUUCUAUGCCUCCCCAGAAACAACUGCAGAAAGAAAAUGAAUCGGCACAGCUAUCUGAAGACAUGUCCUCAGGCUCCACGUUGGCCAUCGAUGACGCAAUGGUAGUUAGUAGUGAUCCAGAGAAGAAUGGAAGUGAAGAGAGCUCCGAGGAAGGAUUCAUCUUGGCACCCGAGUUUGUCCCGGGACAUAUGGAACACUUGGAAGAUGCCUUGAUGUGUCCUGACCUCCCAACUGUCUACCACACGUAUGCCAGUGACUACAGCAGCAGUGAUGACAGUGAAGGUGACCAUUCUAAUGAUGGCUACAAGAACCACGGCAGCAGCAGUGAUCAAAGUGACAAUCACUGCCAUGAGGCUGACGGCAGUGAUGUCUGCAACAAUGACAAUGUCAUCCUUCAGAAACAAGAAAUGGACCCUGGUGACUUGCACCUUCACAUCCUCCAGAGUAAGGUAGAAUACAACUACACAAAGGUGGUUGAAGGAAAUGGAAAAUCUGUAGAAAGGAAAGAGGAGCAGGAAGAAGAGCACAAAGAGUCCAAAGCAAGAAGUCGAUGGAAAGAUCGGGAAGAUUCACCCUCAGGCUUCACUUUGGUUGAUGACAUCUCCAUGUCUACUUUAAGAGACCCAGAAAUAGGUGCUACAAAUGAACAGAGUUUUAAUGAAGACAUCUUUGACGUUCAUGAUAAUCUUCUCUUAAUUCCCAGUCCGGCUCUUGUUGAAAGAGUGAAACCUGAGCCCUGUGCCAGAUGCUGUCCAUGUUUUUGCUUUCCUUGCUUUCCCUGUUUUCAUAGAGUUUGGAAAUGGCUGGUGACAAUUUUCAAUGUGAGCAAGAAAGCGCAGGUAGCCAAUGGGCACUCAGAUUCUAGAGCCCGCCAGUGAUUUGCAAUGAUGCUAUCAAGGAGUUGAUGGUGACAACUAUUUGCACAUUGAUUUCUGGGGUUUUCCUUGAAUUCUCUUCCCCUUUUUAUUUUCUUUUUCCCAAGUGGCUAGCUGGGAAGAAGCCAGGUCUUGACACUAGGGAAGCCAGCUUCUCCCUUUUUGAGGUCACUUUUAAGAGGACUAUAACUACAUGUUCAGACCCACCUCCAAACAAUAAUAGUAAAUGUAACAAUUACACAGAAAAACUCAUUCUCAAUGAAUGCCAAUUUGAAGAUACAGGAGGUUACUAAGUUUUGCUGACAUUUCCCUUUCAUCCUUUUUGUAACAGUCAUUUUUAAUUUGAAAUGCUUGUCUGGGAGGGGAUGCUGGAAGAAUUCUGGUGACGGAGAAAAACAUUUCAAUAAAAUCUAUUUUUGCACACUA
Molecule: messenger RNA, 1644 nt
Organism: Sarcophilus harrisii (Tasmanian devil)
Lineage: Eukaryota; Metazoa; Chordata; Mammalia; Dasyuromorphia; Dasyuridae
Exons: 2
Coding region: 1-1221 (406 amino acids)
Source: RefSeq, a predicted model, not a curated record